AUGGUUGCUUCAUUCUCACCACACCGUGAGGCCGGUGGUACUCUCCAUCUUCCUUCGCCAAAUGGUAUUCACCAUGUCACCCCCAGUUCUGCCAUCAAACAGCUACGACGCUCACUCUCCAGAUCCCCCUCCAAAAACAGCGAUUUCCGUCUUCUCUCUCGACCUCACUCGCCAUCCACCAAAAAUACACAUUACAUCUCGUCCCCGCUCUCUCCCUCUCGUCGCGUGUCUCAGGGAAAUCUCUUCCUAGUUCCUGUCACUUCUACGCCUUCACCUUUAGCGAUCCCAUAUCCGCCCAGCGCAAGAAUUACAAGACCCGGAAUCCGUCGAACGGGGAGCUUUCAACCUACUAGGACUCGUACUACGCCAACCAGUCCCGUGAAGCGCAUCCUGAGCGACUCUCGUGAUAACGGAAAUGUUCUCCUACCCAAAUCGAUCGGGGAAAAAGGCGCUGAUGAACAAACCCAUCUACAGCGUUCACCUAUACCGAUCAGCAGAAGCCCUGAACUUGGCCCCGGCGAGAACAUGACUAACCAAACUUCAGAUAACACCCUGAUGCAGAUGCCGUCUUCAAGAAUCGAAAAACGACGGAGCGGCACGUUUGGGUCAUUCACGUCAACUUCCAGCCCCUUAAAACGGAGCGACGUCAUUAAGAGUCUUGAGCACACUCCUCUGGGAAGUCCUUCGGCCAAACGACGAAGUCUGCAUGGCGCCAGUUGUGGUCAGGAGUUAAACUUUUUCGAUGGUGAACAUAACAUGGGAUCAACAACAACGGCGGAUAAACCCGACAAUGAUACACCCGUCUCCAGUUUCGUUCAAACAUCAUGCAAUUUUUCGGUGAUACCGAAACGUUCGUCAUCCCUCAGGAAAUCUACUCUCCAGCAACGCCAGUCAGAGCGAUCUCUGUUCUCUCGCGCCAAAGUUGGUGGUGAGAAUGAGGCUGAAUCUCGUCCAAAUAGCCCAAUGGCUCUUCGCAAUCGUCAACGAACGUCUGUGGACAGCCAAUUAUUUCUUCCGGCAUCUCACGACGGAUCCUCCGGACCUGCAUCUCAGGGUGUUGGUUCCCCCAGGCCACUUUUCACCUUACAUCGUACAAACAGUCAACCAAUUAACAAUCCACAAGCUGCCCAUCCGCUCUCAAGAACGCUUACUCAGUCAUCAUCUGACUCUAGCCUUGUUGACGAUUCGCCGACUCAUGAAUCAAUCAAUAAGUUCGAACACCCGAGACCCAUUCUAAAUUUCUCGAAGUCACUUCCAGCUGGUUCGACCAGACCAAUUGGGCCUAGUCAGCUUCGUCAGGAGAGCUCAACUUCAUCUAUGGAAUCGUUCGCGACGCCUGAAAACUAUAAACUUGUGAAACCCCUCCCCGCAGCGUUUUUGUCUACAGGCCUCAUCUCGAAGAAGAAUCGGAAUAUAGACGAUGUGCAUAAUGCAUCCAUUACCAGCCAAAAUAUGCCCGACACACCGUGCAAACGGUCACUCAAUAUGUUCCCAGGUGUGCAUAAGCCAUUGCCCCAGAGAACAACCGAGAAGGCGAGUUCUAAUCGGCAUUCAUCAGUAACCCCUUGGACCCCCUUUAGCCAACAGGAGCACACAGCAACCCCUAACCCCGGCCCGUUUUCCAAAGGAAUGGGUAUAUUUGGCAGUUCUUAUGGCAGACCUCCACUCUCACGCCGCGGGAGCUUCGCCAGCGUGGAUGGAGAUGAAAUUCCCCAGUCCCAGUCUCCGUCUAGAAAUCAUGAUACCCAAUAUACUAUCGACUCCGACCUCCCCCCUACCCCAACAAAGCAAAAAUUCUUCCCCCAUGGCAGCCAUUUCUCUAAAACCCGACCGCACCGCCCGACCCAUAGUCAAACACCCUCAUUUGACUCAUUAUCUGGCCCCUCUGGACCGUGCUGUAAGUUGUCUUUCGUUGAACAUUCAUCACCCACUAUGAAUGAAGAGAAUGACAGCGAUAUGGAUGACUCCCCUUCUGCUGGUGUGGCCCAUAAUUUCAAACAGCGCCAGUUUCCUGUUAUCUCUUCUAUCCCAAGAUCUCACCUUGUGCAGAAUCUUAAUUCACCCUCUCCACACCCGAGGCCGUCAUUUCCUACGCUGUCUCCUAUCAAAUGUCCUCAGUUUAGAAAUGCUAAAUUUAAUCCCACCUUAACAGCAAGCCCACUCGGCAACAAAUCAUUACGACGAGACUCCCCCCAUACUCCACAAGAUAAUAUUAUUCCCCCGGAUCCCAGUGGAUUGUCAAUAUCAGCUCAAGGAGACCAGCGCGCAAACCCUCAUGAUCUCCACUCGUCCGCGCUGCCAGCAACACCAACCGCUCCUCGAGAGUACUUCGCUCAAUUGGGUAAAUGGCAAAGCCUUUCCUUGGGGCCCUACAACGCGCCAGAGGUGGACCCAACCCUCACUUCUCGUUUUGAGAAAGUUGAAUUAGUUGGGACAGGCGAAUUCUCUCAGGUCUACCGCGUUACCGAGAAACAGUCAACGACGCCGUUUGGGUCCCCAUUCCCGCAAUCAUCUUUCUCACAGGCCUCUGAGAAGCUGGUCCGAUCAGCCUCUCGCGCUGAGCGCGUGUGGGCGGUGAAAAAGUCCAAGCAGCCCUAUACAGGCCCAAAAGAUCGCGAGCGUCGGAAUCACGAAGUUGUUGCCUUGAAAGCGUUGGCUGGCUGUGAUUAUAUCAUUUCUUACGCAGACAGCUGGGAGGCCAACAAUUUCCUUUAUAUCCAGACGGAAUUUUGCGAGGAGGGAAGCCUUGACGUAUUCCUUGCACAGGUUGGGCUAAAGGCCAGACUUGACGACUUUAGGAUUUGGAAAAUAUUGCUUGAAACUAUCGUUGAUUUGAAACCGGCAAACAUUUUAAUCACCUUCGAAGGUGUCCUCAAGAUCGCAGAUUUUGGGAUGGCAAGUCAUUGGCCAGCUGCUGCAGGCAUUGAAGGAGAAGGGGAUCGCGAAUAUAUUGGCCCUGAAGUCCUCAUGGGGAAUUACGACAAGCCUGCUGAUAUAUUUGCUUUGGGAUUGAUUGUGUUCGAAACGGCAGGCAACGUCGAACUUCCUGACAACGGCGCAUCGUGGCAGAAGUUGAGGAAUGGCGAUAUAAGCGAUGUUCCCAGUUUAACGUGGAGCCUUGAAACCAGCAAUGUUCUGCGGGAUGCCUCUGGCAAUCCACUCCCUGAAGAACGCUCCUUCGAACAAUUAUGUUCCCCCAUCUCUGAUGAUCAGCAGUUUGGCGACCCAUCAUUUGCCGUGCUACACGAUGGCAAUGGCCAUAUAGAUUCAUGUCAUAAACACUCGCCAUAUUCUCGGAGUGGUGAGCUUGCUGAACCUCCCGAUUUUAUGGUCGAUGCCACGAACGAACAGUCACUAGACACCAUAGUUCGAUGGAUGAUAUCACCUGACCCAGCCGAUCGGCCCACUGCGGAUCAAAUUCUUCAGAUAUACGGCGUGCACUGGGUAGAACGGCGAAGGCGGGCUGGAGCCACCAUCUAUGAAGGGAACUGGGGUCCUGCAGAUGAGGUUCUGGCGGAAGAUGCGGAGAUGAUCGAUGUUUAA
This is a messenger RNA of Paracoccidioides brasiliensis Pb18, 3543 nucleotides long. RefSeq names its product WEE protein kinase. Gene Ontology annotation, molecular function: protein kinase activity; ATP binding. The record is from RefSeq and is a predicted model, not a curated record. The coding region runs from base 1 to 3543 and encodes 1180 amino acids. The transcript has 2 exons. Gene Ontology annotation, biological process: protein phosphorylation.